Messenger RNA from Malus domestica (apple), 3390 nucleotides. NCBI's taxonomy places the organism in Eukaryota, Viridiplantae, Streptophyta, Magnoliopsida, Rosales, Rosaceae. The record is from RefSeq and is a predicted model, not a curated record.
GUGAUAGUUGAAGGAUUACAUCCGCACUUCACCAUCCAAAUUUCAAACAAAUCAAAUGGAGGGAAACAUGUUCGUCCCAUCAUUAUCCAUCCUCAUAAGCUUUCCCAAAUCUAAUUUCCCAAUUGCAAUGGCUGACACUCUGAGCCCUAAUCCGGCAACCCAGAAGCGGAGGCUCCCAAUGGUCGCUCGUCUCCAGUCUCCAACCAGCCCCUUCUUCCUCGGCUCCAACGACGACAACCGCGAGCGUGCGCAGGCUCGCGCAGCACCCGCCGCCGCGAUUCAAAGGAAGUCCGUUACACUCAAUCUGCUGCCACAACGGGGAGACCCCAAUCACGGCCUCGGAGAGGCGCAGAUCCUCGAGCUGUUCCAGAAUUGCAUCAAACUCGCCAGUGAAAAUAAAAAUACAUGGGAGCUGACUUUGAUUGACCAUUUAACUGACAUUAUCAGCGUUGAAGAGGAAAAGGAUGCAGAGCCGAAUUUUCAAAAGGCAAGCUGCACUCUUGAAGGUGGAGUCAAAAUUUACUCAAUGAGGGUGGAUUCAGUACACACCGAGGCAUAUAAGGUCCUUGGUGGGAUGAAUAGAGUAGGUCAAGAAUCCGAACAAGAUACCAGAGUAGAGGAUGCCAAUGCUGACAAUGGAAAAGAUGUGGCUAGUUCAAGAAUGAGACGCAGAAGAAGAUAUCUCCCUCAUCAACGCUGGAAUCAUCUUUUGGAGGCUCUAAAUUUUAAAAAAUUGCAUUUGCAGUUGAUUCCCUCUAUCAUCAGACUUCUGAACAAUUUGAUGAAGGUGGGGCCAAGGGUCUUUUAAUGAAUAAUCUUGGAGUAUAUGGUGGAUGCAGAGUGCUCUUUCACUCUUCGGAAGUACCAGGGAAGUGCAUAGCACCUGAUAAUUGACUUGAUAAAUCAGAUACCAUUGAUCUUUCUUUUGCUGGUGAAUAUGUAGAACAGAUGGUAUUGAACAUGCGAAAUCAAUGAUGAAAUUUCACCAAUUCUGGAGUUUAGUUGAUCGAUUUGAUGAGGAUAACAGAAGGCCACCAGAUAUCUAUACAUGUGAUCAUGAAUGAGCAGAGCAACUUGAUGCUGCCUUUAACAAUGAAGCUGAUUUUGAUUGUGAUGUAUCUGAGAAUUGCGGGAACUGGGAUUAUGAUCAUGAUGACCUCAACUGUGAAAGUUCAAAUUUCCCUAGUUAUCAUGAGGUUUUUCAAACAUACUAUUCAUAUUAAGUUUGAAUCGUAAAUAUUCGUUCCAUUGGUUUUUCAUUUUAGUUUUAUGAAUAAUUGAUGAAUGACUUCAUUCCAUGAGCUUGAUAUGGAUGAGAGACUUGAGAAAGUUGAUGGGUUUUUUAUCUUAAGUCUUGGAUUUACUUCAAAACAAAAUGCGUUGGUAGGUCCUGAUCAUUGGAGGCAUCGAAAAAUUAAAGGUCAGGUUCAGUGAUCAUGUCAUCAACUAAUAUGUGUAUGUGUAUCUCUUGUGGGUCAAUAGUAUGGUAACACAUCACAUAAUCUGUUUUUUCAGUUUCAGAGAACGACUGUCCUGCAGAACAACCGGUAACGGUUAAACAAAAGAAGACCAAAGCACAGCAGGAUCUUGAUUUCACAAAAUCCUUGGAAGAGAGUUCUCAGAUGUUUUUGCUACUCCCAAAAAUCCAAAAUCCUUACUGCUCCCUGCAAGUGGAGCACCCUGUAAAACAAAACUUCCUGAGGAUUGCCACUACUAACCAGAAGAGCUUAUAAAGUUAUUUCUUCUACCUCAAGUGAAGGUAAAGUGUGUCAACGGUCAACAAUCAUACCAUAUAUUUUUUUGGUGUACUGUUUCUAUUUCAUGAUAUGCUGUAUUUCAUGAUAUGCUCUUUCUACACCUAACUUAUUCUCUACACCCAUAUUAUUCUCAAUUAAACUCAAUAUCUUUUUAAAAACAAAUUUGUUGUCUAAACGACUCUCACAAACUCAAUUCAAUAUGUGAAUUUAUCUUUACACCUAUAUAGAAAAUAAACCCAAAAUCAAUUGGAGACAACUUUGUUUUUGAAACUAUUUUCAUAUUUGAUUCUUAAAUGUGCAAACUUGCUACUCCAAUAUUUCUCAUGAAGAAAGUGCCCAUGCAAGGUGGUGAUGCUCUUCUCUUUUUUCUCGCUAGAGUCGAAAAUAUAGUCAUAAUGAUAUACAUUGUUCUCAUCUAUAUAGGACAGAUGAUAUUCAUUAUCAUCAAUGUCCCAAUCUUCUUUUGUUUUAGUGCUACGGAAAAACCAUAUUUGCUUAAUGCAUGACUGAGCUGCUAUUUGUUGAGUUCAUGUUCAUUGGUUUAAAUUGGAAAUCAUUGACAAUUAUUAUUCUUGAAUAUAUAUCAAAGCAGAACUCGAGGACUUUAUCAAAGCCAUAUUUGCUGUAUUUCAAGUUGUUAGAGGUAAGAACAAUUUUGUUAAUUAUCAUUGUGUUCCGGAUUUGGUCUUCACUUUUCUGGAGAUGAAUCUUUUCGCAUUGGUUGAUGGAUGACACUGCUGCUUUAAAGAACUUCAAAACGUACAUUUCUUCACUUUAGUUGUUUUUACCUUCUAUGUUUUUGUUAUGUACAUGCCAAGCUAUUUACUAGUGUUUUAGCUUCAUUAUUUUUAUGUUUCAAUCGGUGGCCUUAUUGAAUUCCCAAUGCCUUUUCGGAAGAGUUAAUGAGUUUUAUAGAGAAAUUUACUCACGGGCUAAUAAAGACCUUCUUUGCAAGCAUUAUACUUUUAAACUCUAAAAAAAUUAAAAUCAAAAGAAAAAAAACCUUACAUAAUCGGUUUAUAUCUUAGUUGGAGGAUUUAGAACUUCAAAAUCAUCAUCCAUCAGUUACAGUGAACAUAUGAUAAAGAUUGAGUAAUGAUAGAGUUUGAUUAUUGAGUGUCGGUCAGAAUGAACGUAUAAUAAAGAUUGAGUGAUGAUAGAGUUUGAUUAUUGAGUGUGGGUUUACUGAUAAAUUUUAUUAUUAUUAUUAAUUUCAUCUUGUACUUGAUGGUAAUUAUUCAAUAUGAUAAAAAAAGUAAUUCACAUUUAAAAUUUAAGUUGAGUGUAGAGUGAGAUUAUAUGGGUUCAAAUAAAAUUUCCCUUACAAGAAUCAUGCAUGGUUGUAGGUUAAUUAAUAUUCUUCUACAUAUCAGUUAGCUAAUAAGCUAACUUGAUAAAUAUUUGGAUUUAUAUCCAUGCCAUUUAAUGGGUUUCUAAUUUUUGGGUCAAAUAUUUAUUAAAAACUCAAGGUCAAUUAAAUUAAUAUAUAUAUAUAUAUAUAUGUAUAUUAAAAGCGUAAAACGUGGGUAAGGCGUUUGAGGGAUAGCCUAGCUUAAGCGUGAGGCAAAGCCUCAUAGAACCUAAAUUUUUUAAUAUAUACACUUGGUGCGAUGGCAAGUGUCUUCGCCCAUGA